This is a messenger RNA of Larimichthys crocea (large yellow croaker), 7200 nucleotides long. RefSeq names its product PTPRF interacting protein alpha 3 (gene ppfia3). Bases 483 to 4232 code for a protein of 1249 amino acids. Gene Ontology annotation, cellular component: presynaptic active zone. The transcript has 31 exons. The record is from RefSeq and is a predicted model, not a curated record. Gene Ontology annotation, biological process: synapse organization. NCBI's taxonomy places the organism in Eukaryota, Metazoa, Chordata, Actinopteri, Sciaenidae. Gene Ontology annotation, molecular function: protein binding.
GGGGCAGGCUGGUAAACCGGGCUGUAACGGGGGGAUGGAGCUGCAGCCUCCGUCUCUCAGACGCGUCUUCUCUGAUGGGUGAACCGAGCCGGCGAUGCGCGUCUGUGUCCUUUCUCUGCCGACCAUGGACCGGGUUCUUCUCUCGUCUCACUGCUGAAGGCCAGGUCGGAGGGGGUCAGAGGUCGCCCGCCCCAAAACCUGCACUUCUCCCUCUUACCCCCUGCACUUCCCUGCACCCACCCUCCUCCACCUCCUCCCACUUGUCUCAUAUCCCCAACUUUUCUCUCACAAACUCACCCGGCACUUGUUUCUCUGCCUGCCAGCCUCACCCAAUCAGCUUGUGAGUGGAGGGUAAAAAAAAAAGAAGACCCUCCACCCUCCAUCCAACGGACGGAGUAACUGUUUCAUGACGAGUCAGCCGUUCACCAGACACCAGUGACAGCUUCUCAGAUAACGCCUCUCGCACAACCCCAGGCCUCAAGAUGAUGUGCGAGGUGAUGCCCACCAUCUCCGAGGACGGGCGCGGCGGAGGAGGAGGCGGCUCGUCUUCCCCGGCUGGGGGCGGAGGAGGGAUGGGCGGAGGAGGGAUGGGAGGCAUCGGGGGAUACGGCAGCCGGGACCCCCGCGGCGGUAGUGGUGGUGGUGGUGGUAGUGGCGGCGGAGGAGGAGGUGGCAGCAGCGAUGAGGGCGGCAGCACGGGCAACCUGGAGUCGCUGAUGGUGAACAUGCUGACGGAGAGGGAGAGGCUGCUGGAGAGCCUGAGGGAGACGCAGGACAGUCUGGGGACGGCGCAUCUACGCCUGAGAGAGCUCGGCCACGAGAAGGAGUCCCUGCAGAGGCAGCUGUCCAUCGCCCUGCCACAGGAGUUUGCAGUGCUGACCAAAGAGCUGAACCUCUGUCGGGAACAGCUGCUGGAGAGAGAGGAGGAGAUAGCAGAGCUGAAGGCCGAGAGGAACAACACACGGCUGCUGCUCGAACAUCUGGAGUGCCUGGUGUCCCGUCACGAGCGCAGCCUGAGGAUGACCGUGGUGAAGAGGCAGGCGCAGUCCCCAGCUGGGGUCUCGAGCGAGGUCGAGGUCCUAAAAGCCCUCAAGUCUUUGUUCGAGCACCACAAAGCUCUGGACGAGAAGGUGAGGGAAAGACUACGGGUGGCUCUGGAACGAGUGGCCUCCCUGGAGGAAGAGCUGCAGACCUCCUCUCAAGAGGUCGUGUCUUUAAGGGAACAGAUCAAGCGACGGCAGCAGGGACUUGACAACGGCAAAGAGCGGCUCCCCAACGGACCUUCGUCCAUCCUGGACGACGCCGACAUCGACCGGCAGCGAGAGGGCGAGAUCGAGCGACAGAGGUCGGAGCUGGGACAGCUGAAAGAGAGACUGGCUCUCAUGUGCAGACAGGUCGGGGAGAUCGAGGAGCAGCUGACGUCCGCCAGGAGGGAGCUGGCCCGGUCGGAGGAGGCCAACCAGAAACUACAGAGGGACGUGAAAGAGGCGCUCUGUCAAAGGGAAGACAUGGAAGAGAGAAUCACCACAUUAGAACGCAGGUACCUGAGCGCCCAGAGGGAGGCGACGUCUCUCCACGACAUAAAAGACAAACUGGAGAACGAGUUGGCCAGCAAAGACUCUCUGUACAGACAGAGUGAGGAGAAGAACCGGCAGCUUCAGGAGCGCCUGGAUGAUGCCAAGCAGAAGCUGCAGCAGACUCUGCAGAGGGCGGAAACACUGCCCGAGAUCGAGGCCCAGCUCGCCCAGAGAGUGGCAGCACUCAACAAGGCGGAGGAGCGUCAUGGCAACUUUGAGGAGCGACUGCGACAGAUGGAGGCGCAACUGGAGGAGAAGAACCAGGAGCUACAGAGGGCGAGGCAGAGGGAGAGGAUGAACGAUGAACACAACAAGCGUCUCUCCGACACGGUGGACAAGCUUCUGUCGGAGUCCAACGAGCGGCUGCAGCUCCAUCUGAAGGAGAGAAUGGCCGCCCUGGAAGAAAAGAACGCCCUUUCUGAGGAACUGUCUAACAUGAAGAAGCUCCAGGAUGAUCUCCUGGCAAACAAGGACCAGCUGAUAGCGGAGCUGGAACGGCUUCAGCUGGAGUUGGAUCAGCUGAGAGCGAGGCCUGGAGGCUCUUAUUCCAGUCGCUCCCUGCCAGGCAGCGCUCUGGAGCUGAGAUAUUCCCACGGAGGCGGGUCCCUCCCGGCAGGUUCCACCACUCACCUGGAUCCCUUCAGUAAUGCCCCCAUCGGGGGCGUGGUCAGGCGGAGUCACCGGGCUCGUUGGAGCUCAGCCCGGGAGGAUUCCACCAAGUAUCCAGACUGGGAGAGCGGGGCUCUAAUGGGGACCGGGUUCGAGCCGGGCUUGGAUGUGGGCUGCUCCGACGACGAGGACGACGGGGAUCAUCGGUUUGGCUCCGAGCUGCUGUCCCCCAGCGGACAGACGGACGUGCAGACCCUGGCCAUCAUGCUGCAGGAACAGCUGGAGGCCAUCAACAAGGAGAUCAAACUGAUCCAGGAGGAGAAGGAGAACACGGAGCUGCGGGCCGAAGAGAUCGAGAGCCGGGUCAGCGUGGCUUUGGACAGUCCGCCCAUCCCUCCCUCCACCCUGGGGAGAGACAGCACAGGACGGGGCUUCAUCCCCUCGUCCAUCACAUCCUCCACCUUGGCCUCGCCCUCCCCUCCGAGCUCUGGACACUCCACCCCUCGCCUGCCUCACUCCCCGGCCCGCGAGACUGAUAGACAGAACAACAAAGACGACGACCGGUCCCUCGCUCUUAUCGACUCCACGCCUCCUUCCACCCCGCGCGCGCUGCGCCUGGACAGGAUGACCCUCACCCAUCCGGGAGCGAUGCUGGACGACCCCCGGGAGUUUCGCAGUCUCUCGGCAGAUGGCAGCAGCUCCAACAGCAGCCAAGAUUCCCUCCACAAGUCCAGUAAGAAGAAAAGCAUCAAGUCUUCCAUCGGUCGGCUUUUUGGAAAGAAGGAGAAAGGGAGGAUGGGCCAACCCGGGCGGGAUGGAUCUGCUUCUCUUGCAUCUACACCCUCUGAAGACCUCGCCUCUGGAGACCCAAUGGGGAUGAACAAGACUGGGACUCUGGGUCCAGCAGAUAAAGACCGCCGCAGCAAGAAGAAGCAUGAGCUGCUGGAAGAAGCAUGUCGCCAAGGACUUCCCUUUGCAUCUUGGGAUGGACCCACUGUUGUAUCCUGGUUGGAGCUGUGGGUGGGAAUGCCGGCGUGGUACGUCGCGGCCUGCCGCGCCAACGUGAAGAGCGGCGCCAUCAUGGCCAACCUGUCGGACACGGAGAUCCAGAGGGAGAUCGGCAUCAGUAACCCGCUUCACCGCCUCAAACUGCGGCUGGCCAUCCAGGAGAUGGUGUCCCUCACCAGCCCCUCUGCCCCGGCCAGCACUCGCUCUUCGACCAGUAACGUGUGGAUGACCCACGCCGAGAUGGAGUCGCUGAACGCUGCCACCAAGCCUCCGGAGCUGAAAGAGUUCAGCUGGGAUCAGAUACUGGCCUACGGCGACAUGAAUCAUGAGUGGGUGGGCAACGACUGGCUGCCCAGCCUGGGCCUGCCACAGUAUCGCAGCUAUUUCAUGGAGUCCCUGGUGGAUGCACGCAUGUUGGAUCACCUGACCAAGAAGGAGCUGAGAGGACAGCUCAAAAUGGUGGACAGCUUCCACAGGGUCAGCUUGCAUUACGGCAUCAUGUGCCUGAAGCGUCUGAAUUACGACCGCAAGGAGCUGGAGAGGAGGAGAGAGGAGAGCGCCCACCAGAACAAAGAUGUGAUGGUGUGGUCCAAUGAGCGCGUGAUGUGCUGGGUGCAGACUCUCGGCCUGAAGGAGUACGCCGACAACCUCCGCGAGAGCGGCGUCCACGGCUCUCUGCUGGCUUUAGACGACACCUUUGACUACACCGACCUGGCCCUGCUGCUGCAGAUCCCCAACCAGAACACACAGGCCAGACAGCUCCUGGAGCAAGAGUACAACUCCCUCAUCUCCAUGGGAACCGAGAGACGACCUGAUGAGCUGGAUGGAACUAAGACGUUCACCCGCUCGCCCUCCUGGAGGAAGAUGUUUAGGGAGAAAGACCUCCGGGGCGUGACCUCCGACUCCGCCGAGACCCUGCCUGCUAACUUCCGUGCCUCAGCCAUCGCCACGCCCUCCGUUACCCUGAGAAAGGUUCAGAGUGAUGCCAACUCUGGUGCCCGGGGUGAAUCUGCCUCAGUGAGGACGUACUCCUGUUGAGGGGCUGAGGGCUGCUGACUGGAUCGUGGGGGGGACGGGGCGGGGGGGGGGACUGAGAGGACCCUCUCGCUCAUCCACGGAGAGAAAGAAGCAAUGAAUAAUAACCGUCUAACUUCAAAAUAAAUCUUAUCGGUCUGACCAUUCUGCAAUAACAGAAGCAAAGGAAUACAAAAGGGGGAAAAUGACAUGAAGAAUGUAUGAAUGUAUUUUCCGAGCAGACUGGGAAGGUUGAAUGGGAUCAGCUGUUUUCUCUCUCUUCCUGUCAUCCUGUCUUUGCUCUCCUCUCUCUCUCUGCUGGAAGGAAAACACCGGUGUUGGUUAGGUUUUUGUUCCGGUCGCGCAGGUUUCCCCCUCUCUCUCUCUCUCUCUCUCUCUCUCUCUCUUCAUUCCUGUCGGAGUCUGCACACAGUCAAAGCAGAAGUUGGCAAUAUCAGGGCUCACUUUUCCUACCUUCACGGAGGGGGGAAACCACUCGCUGCCAUUUAUUCUCUUACAGUUUGAAAACAACUAAACGUGUCGCCUUAUAACUUCUGCUCGACAACAGGUGUUUUUAACGAGAGCCGGGGCAGAAGUUAACCUCAUCGUAAAGUUUAGAUUUUGAAUGACUGGGAAGGAUGUUAACAAUGAUCGGGAGGGAGGGGGGGGGCGUAAAAACCGGUUUUAACUCUCUAAACAACAUCGAUGUUCUCCUUUCUACUCAUGCUGGUGUCUAGUGUCACCCAUUGUGGCUCUAUUGUCCCAUCAGUGGGUGUCCAAGUGUCGCCAAUUGGUCGGAGCGGGGUGUAGUAAAACACGUCCGAAUUCAGACCCACCAUUUAGCUCCGACCACAUCAGAGAGACUCUCCUCGUGCUUUGUCUGUUGGCACCUUGAAAGCCGAUAGGCUGAGUCAUCUCUUUUGAAUGGGGACCCCCAUUAUAGAGAUCAAAGGCACGAGAGGUGGAUGGGACAGGGUGGAGCGAGGCCACGGAGGCAUUGUGUUCACUGUUGAGUUCAUGAUGUCCAUGGCAGGAGGUCCGUACAGUUGGUGCUGGUACCACCGUCUGAAAAGAUCGUACUUUACGAGGAGUUUCGGCCACAGAUUUUCUUUUUUUUUUACACUUUACUCGACACAAGGAGCGCCAUUGUGGCGCUGGAGGAGCUUAACCCUCGUGAUGUCACAGCGAUGUCAUCUUUUAAAAUGCGGUUUGACAGAUGUGGGUGUUUAUGACGGGGAUUCCCACAAUGACCUCCAGUCUGAGAGAGUUUUGUCUGAAGGAGUCUCUUCUACUUUCAUGUCUGAAGACAGAAAAGUCUUUAUAAUCAAUCUAUGAUUAAACCGGGUCGCUGUCAAUGACAAUAAAUCAAAUUGGACAUUUUAGUCCUUGUUGUUCCAAGUUAUGUGAUAAAAGUUCAAAUAUUCUAUUUGUCCUUUUACCGGUGACCCUACAACCCGCUCAGUGACCCCUGCUGGUCCCUCAGUUCAUUAUUUAUUUGUCUAUAAGAGCGACACGCAUCAUUUAACAUUUCUGUAAAUGUGCUAGUGUUAGCCAGCUGGCGAAUUUUCAGCUGUAGUCCUUCAAAUGUUUUGAUGCCCAGUGCUUUGAAAAAACACAGGAGACACGGGUAAUCAGCAUUAUGGGAAAUGUAGGAUCCAGAAUUUUUUUAAAACUACAGGUCUCGGUGUCUCAGAUACUUUUACAAGUGCAAUAAGUAUAUACAUAUAGAUCUAUAUACAGGCUUUGGGUUGGCAAGUUGCCGUUCAUGUGUUUUUAUCUCGCUCUUUAAUUCUCUGACAAGACACCGCCAAUGCAAAGUUUAAAAACAUACAUGAAGUUAUUAUUAACCACUUAUCAACGUCUAAUUAACGUUUAUAACUGCAGACUAGGGUCACAAGUUUUCUGACUUAAUGAUGAUCCAUUAGAUCUGUGGUCCAAACAGCAGUUUUGGUAAUUAAGGGUUGUUCCACUGCAGAAAUCUACUUUAAAACGUUCAUAAGUUGUUAAUAAAUGGAUUCGUCCUCAUGAAUUCAACAGCCUAAAAGUGAGACAUGCCGUCAAUGAUGAAACUCUUUGUAAAGUAUGUCUUUUUAGUGAGUGGUACCAAAGUGUUUAUAUAUAUUUAAGAAGGUUUGACUCCUCACUAGCCCUCCGCGAUGUCGUCGUGCCGUGUAGGACUUGUAAUCAUCAGCUCAGGGUCUUGGGUAAUCGUGAUGAUGGGAGAAAGGCGGCAGGGGAGAGACAAAAACAGUGACUCACAGGGAGGAAAAGAAGAAAAACUGUAAAGGGUGGACAGAAGCCGGUCAUUUUACUGCACACACAAGCCAUAACAGAAAACCAAGAGCUCUCUGGGGCGGGUCGUGGGGGGUGAGAUCAGAGAGAGGGGCAGGAAGAGAGGGGCGAGCCCGAGGAAGCCCAGGAAACAAAACCUUUAGCCUCUGUGUUUACGAUGCAUGUCAAACAAACGACAAUGACCUAAAACAUUUUUUUGGUGGUGAAGAUGAUAUGAGGUGUCUUUAAAAAAAAUAUAUAUCUGUAUGAUAAACCUACAGGGGGUGGGAGCCUGGGGAUCAAUUUGUAAAAUGUGUGUAUUUUUUUCAGUUGUAUUUUUUAUUUUUUACGAUAUCUAUUUAUUUUCUUUAGGUAUGUAUUGGAUAAAUGUAUGUACAUGUUCUGUUCCUUCUUGGCUUCAUUUGAACUAGUUUUAAAAGUAAAUAUGAAACACUGAAAAUGGUCAUUCAAAAAUACGCUACUGUAUGUGUACAUUUUGAGAACAAAUUGUGCAAUGAUUUAACAGAUUUCCAUGAUUAAAGUGAUAGUAAUACAAAUUGAGAAAAAUAUCAUCUGGAAAAAUAAACAAUAAUGAUGAUGAUGAUGCUGAUGGUGGUGGUGAUAAUAAAUGAAAAAUGGUGAUGUAAAAGAACAAAAAAAUAAAAAAUAAUAAAGCGAUCCUGGCGGAUCUGCUGAUCAUCGCAAACUCUCUCCAUUUUUA